Rotaria socialis is the source of this 624-nucleotide messenger RNA. NCBI's taxonomy places the organism in Eukaryota, Metazoa, Rotifera, Eurotatoria, Philodinida, Philodinidae. The record is from the annotation of a GenBank genome assembly.
AUGGUAGAAUAUGCUUUAGCUGGCGAAGGCGCUGGUACAUUAUUUGAUCGUGAUACGGAAAGAACUCGUCACUGGCCAGAAAAUGAAGGUACUGCUGAAGUUUAUAAACGUUGUGGUUGUACAAUGAUAACAAAAUGUUCAAUGCAUGAUGAUUAUUCAACAUAUAAAUUUCUUCUUUCGGAUCCACUUUCAACUCAAUCUGAAAUUUGGUCAUACAGACAAGAAGAAGAUCAAUUAAAUCGAGCGGAACAUAUUGGCAAUUAUAUACUUUUUCAUGAAUUACUUGGUCGAUAUCCACAUUAUUUUUUACGCGGUUCAUCAAAAACAGGUGAUACAUUUUAUCGACAGAAAGGUUCACGAUUUAAUUAUGUACCACCAUAUCGUGUAUGUGCAAAUGAGUUAUAUCAUAAACAAAAACAAUGGGUUUUAAAAGAAGAAACGAACGAAUCAAGAUCACGACCAUUAUCAGCACCACCAACUCCGACACCACAAGAUGAAGAUAAAAAGACGAUUAAGGAGCGAAAAUUUCUUCCAUUAUUACCAGGAAGAAGAAAUUCAACGACUAGUAGGUCCACAGCAAGAUCUUAUCAUCGUAAUAAUUAUUUUUAUGAUAUGGCUUUAUGA